AUGUCUGUGGACGGGCACAAAGAGGCCGUGGAGGCCGCCUCUCGGGGCACUUCCUCACCGAAGCCUGAUGUGGCCUCUACGGCGAUCGACGUGCCCGCGAAGGGCAGCGAAGACUCUGCAAAAGCGGUUUCUGCGGGGGGAAAGGUUGUAAUAUCUCGUUGCGAGUGGUGGGCGACGACGACAGCCUUUUUCUUUCUGGGGAUGAGCUCGCUGUUCGCGUGGAACAACGUGUUGUACCUGCUGCCGUACAUGACGGAGCAGUUUCUGGACGGGUGGGACGCGGGAAACUCGCUUUUGGGGGUGUUUCAGGUGGGGAAUUUGGCGGUGCAGGUGUUUUUGAUGUUUGCGGGGUCCCUGAAGGAGAUUUGGCUGCACCUGGGGCUGUUUCUGGGCUCGGUGAUGUGCGGCGUGCUGGGCCCGUGCGUGAUCUACGGGCCCCUGAACACCCGCAUAGCCCUGCUGCAUGCGCUGUGCCUGGUGCUGGGGAGCGGCAGCGGCCUCGUGCAGGGCAGCGGCUUCUCCUACGGGGCCGUAAUGCCCGUGAACCAGGUGGGGGUGUACAGCGCGGGCCAGGGCUUCGGGGCGAUCUUCUCGGUGGUGCUUGUGGGCAUUUUGUCUUACACCGCAGUGGACAUCACUGUGCGCGAAGACGUGGCCACGCUGGUGAACGCCACUGCUGCUGUCAGUGCUGCAGUUGGCCUCGUGUGCAUCCUGUUGAUGGCCCUGAGCAUUCGGCAGCCGGGGGCGCGGCUGGCGGUGUCUCAGGCGCGCGCAGAGAGUUCUCCGGAGAAGGUGGCGAGGAGCAGCAGCGGCUGCACGGAGCUGCAGGAGGUGGCCUCGGUGGCUGCUGCUGCUGCUGCUGCGCCGGCGGAGAAGCGCAGGCCCCUGUGCACCGUGCUGCGGCACUCGGGCGUGCCCAUUGCCUGCGUCUUCGCCCUGUUCUUCGUCACCUGCAACCUCUUCCCCAGAGUGGGGCCCCUCCAGUGGGCCACCGAGGGGGCCCCCAAGAACCACCUGGUGUGGCUGCUGGGCGUUUUCCCCUUCGGCGACACGCUGGGCAAGUCCCUCUGCGCCUACGCAGAACAGGGGCGUUUCUUGAAAGGCUUAAUUUUGUUUUCGCCGCGGCUGCUGCCGUGGCUGACUGCGCUGCGCUUCGCGCUCUACGCCCCGUUCUUCCUCAGCAAGCACCUCGCGGGCAGCGCGGUCUUCAACGCUUUCUGGUUCCAGCUUUUCGAAAUGGUGCUGUUGUCCGUUUCCCACGGCUGGUUCGCCACGCUGGCCUUCAUCUACAGCGUCGACGCUGUCCCGAACGUGGCCGACAAGAAACACGUGGGGCCUGUCGCGAUCGUCAGCCUGAUCCUGGGGAUCAUGUCUGGCCUGUACUUCGCGCUGCUGUACAAGUGA
Messenger RNA from Eimeria tenella, 1404 nucleotides. RefSeq lists its product as uncharacterized. Lineage: Eukaryota; Apicomplexa; Conoidasida; Eucoccidiorida; Eimeriidae. Gene Ontology annotation, cellular component: plasma membrane. The coding region runs from base 1 to 1404 and encodes 467 amino acids. Gene Ontology annotation, biological process: nucleoside transmembrane transport. The record is from RefSeq and is a predicted model, not a curated record. The transcript has a single exon. Gene Ontology annotation, molecular function: nucleoside transmembrane transporter activity.